This is a messenger RNA of Cuscuta campestris, 1746 nucleotides long. The record is from the annotation of a GenBank genome assembly. Lineage: Eukaryota; Viridiplantae; Streptophyta; Magnoliopsida; Solanales; Convolvulaceae.
GCUAGCUGGCCUUGUUAUCAUCAGCUCACAUCUUCUGGGAUAUGAUUGAAAAUUGAUCAAAGAUAGAUCAGAUCCUGGUUUCUGUCUUUUACUUCCCUGGAGAUCAGAAUUUUCUUGGAUUUCAAAACUAGAUGACCCCUUUCUGACUCUGAGAAAAAGAAAUGGGGUGUUCUGUCUCAACCAGUAGUUGUGGGGAGAAAGAAUCUUCUGAAUGCUUCUGCAGAAGCUUGUUUGGGCGAAGGUUCCGGAACAACAUCCGGGAAUCACAGCAGCUGGCUUCAAUACCUAACCGGAUUUUUUCAAAUGGAAGGAGCCGUACGUCUUGUAUAUUCACUCAACAGGGUCGAAAGGGCAUUAAUCAGGAUGCCAUGAUUGUAUGGGAAGAUUUCAUAGCAGAAGAUGUAAUAUUUUGUGGCGUCUUUGAUGGGCAUGGCCCAAAUGGUCAUAUGGUUGCUCGCAAAGUGAGGGAUCAAUUGCCAUUGAAGUUAUUGUCGUUCAUGCGGUCCUUAGAAUCAAAACGCCAUGGCUCUUCUUCUUCUUCUAAUUGCUGCCAUGGGAAACCAAAGCUGGACGAUGUUGAGCCUGAGAAGGAGGGUCUUAUGGAGGAUAACAUCAUCGGCAGCUCAUCUUGGAGAGAAGCUUUCUUGAAAUCAUACAAGGCCAUGGACAAAGAAUUAAGGUCUCAUCCUAACUUAGACUGCUUUUGCAGUGGCAGCACUGCUGUCACUAUAGUCAAACAGGGGUCAAAUCUUUUCAUGGGGAGCAUCGGCGAUUCUCGGGCAAUCUUGGCAUCAAGGGACCACAAUGAUACACUGGUGGCUAUCCAAUUGACAGUUGACCUGAAACCCGAUUUGCCUAACGAAGCAGAGAGGAUAAAGCGGUGUAAGGGACGGGUAUUUGCAUUGCAAGACGAACCUGAAGUGCCCAGAGUUUGGCUGCCCUUUGAUAAUGCCCCAGGUUUGGCAAUGGCGAGAGCCUUUGGGGAUUUCUGUUUGAAGGACUAUGGGGUCAUCUCCAUCCCUGAAAUCUCUCACCGUGUUCUUACAGACAGAGACAAGUUUAUUGUUCUUGCAUCUGAUGGUGUAUGGGAUGUGCUGAGCAAUGAAGAGGUGGUUGAAACAGUUGUUUCAGCUCCUUCAAGGUCAUGUGCAGCAAGGAUGAUAGUGGAAUCAGCAGCACGCGAAUGGAAGACCAAAUACCCAACUUCGAAGAUGGAUGAUUGCGCAGUGGUUUGCAUGUUUCUUGAUGGGAAAAUGGAUUCUGAAUCGGACUACGAAGGCGGCUUCUCUUCUGCCACCAUUCACAGCAACAGCCAUUCUGGAAAUUUUGCAGAUUCAGAUGAUGGACAACAGAACAUUGAACCUUCACUGCAGAGGAACUUCACUGUCAGAUCAGCAGAGGAGAAGGAUUCUUUCAAAACGACGGUUGCAGCAUAUGAAGAAGGCUUGGAUGAAGAAGAGGAUGACUGGUCGGGACUGGAAGGUGUCACGCGUGUCAACUCAUUGGUCCAACUCCCCAGAUUUUCUGGAGAGAAGAGAAGGCCAUAAGACUCACUCACUAUCUAUAUGAUCAUAAUCUGUAUUAGUAGUCUUAUAAUGCCAUCUGAGUUUGCUGUUUUUUUCAUAUUCUUUGAAGGCUUUUUCCAUUCAAGAAACUAUUUCUGCAGUUUUUUUUCCCACUGUUUCUCUUAGGACAAAGGUUGGUGUUCAGUUUCAUACAACUUUCUUGCAGUUAACUCUCAAUUGU